Molecule: messenger RNA, 4010 nt
Organism: Malurus melanocephalus (red-backed fairy wren)
Lineage: Eukaryota; Metazoa; Chordata; Aves; Passeriformes; Maluridae
Gene: SLC38A10
Product: solute carrier family 38 member 10
Exons: 16
Coding region: 60-3401 (1113 amino acids)
Biological process (GO): amino acid transmembrane transport
Molecular function (GO): amino acid transmembrane transporter activity
Source: RefSeq, a predicted model, not a curated record
GGGCGCGGGGAGCGGCCACAAACCGGGUCCCCCACCGUGGGGAUCCCCCGCUGUGGGCCAUGGCGGCGGCGGCGGCGGCGGGUUCCAACUGGGGCUUGAUCAUGAACGUGGUGAACAGCAUCGUGGGGGUGAGCGUGCUCACCGUGCCCUUCUGCUUCCGACAGUGUGGGAUCGUCCUGGGAGCUGUGCUGCUCAUCUUCUGCUCGUGGAUGACUCACCAGUCCUGCAUGUUCCUGGUGAAGUCGGCCAACCUCAGCAARCGCAGGACCUACCCCGGCCUCGCGUUUCAUGCCUAUGGAAAAGCAGGAAAAAUGUUGGUGGAAACAAGCAUGAUUGGGCUGAUGUUGGGCACUUGCAUCGCUUUCUAYGUCGUCAUCGGCGAUUUGGGCUCCAACUUCUUUGCCCGGCUGCUGGGAUUCCAGGUGUCGGGCAGUUUCAGGAUUGUCCUGCUCUUUGCUGUCUCCCUGUGCAUUGUCCUUCCCCUGAGCCUCCAGAGGAACAUGAUGGCCUCCAUCCAAUCCUUCAGUGCCAUGGCUCUCAUCUUCUACACCGUGUUCAUGUUCGUGGUUGUGCUGUCCUCCUUCAAGCACGGGCUGUUCAGCGGGCAGUGGCUGCAGCGAGUGAGUUACACACGCUGGGAGGGCAUUUUCCGCUGCAUCCCCAUCUUUGGAAUGUCUUUUGCCUGUCAAUCUCAGGUCUUGCCUACUUACGACAGCUUGGAUGAGCCGUCUGUCAAAAUUAUGAGCUCCAUAUUUGCUUCUUCCCUAAACGUGGUCACCACCUUUUACAUCACGGUGGGCUUCUUUGGCUACGUGAGUUACACCGAAGCCAUUGCUGGGAAUGUCCUGAUGAACUUCCCUUCCAACCUGGUGACGGAGAUGAUCCGAGUGGGAUUCAUGAUGUCGGUGGCAGUGGGGUUCCCRAUGAUGAUCCUGCCGUGCAGACAGGCACUCAACACCCUGCUCUUUGAGCAGCAGAAGGACGGCACCUUCGCUGCCGGGGGCUACAUGCCCCCGCUCCGCUUCAAAGCCCUGACRUUGGCUGUUGUGUUUGGAACCAUGGUCGGAGGCAUCAUGAUCCCAAAUGUGGAAACAGUCCUGGGCCUGACAGGUGCGACCAUGGGAAGCCUCAUUUGUUUCAUCUGCCCAGCUCUUAUUUACAAGAAGAUCCACAAGAAUGCGCUUUGUUCACAGAUUAUCCUGUGGAUUGGGCUGGGAAUGCUGGUGAUCAGCACCUACACCACCCUGUCUGCCACCGAGGACACCCCUGUGAAGACAGAAGCAGUGGGCUUGGAGCACCUGGACAGAGAGGAGAACAGAAUUGACCAGGAUUUGGUUAAACUUCCAGAGCAGAACCCAGUGGUGGAGGAGCCCGAGGAUGAYCGUGAUAAACCCAAAGUGCCAGAGGAGAAGGAGGAGAUGGAGCAGCCACAGAUCAAGGUGCCCAUGCAGGUGCCCAAGAGGGAGGAGGAGAGAGGAAAGGURGAGGAGAAAGUGCAGCUGGACCGUCCUGAUCAAGGGAUUGCCCUGCCUGUGGGGGAAGCUCAUCGCCACGAGCCCCCAGUCCCACACGACGAGGUGGUGGUGGACAUGGGGCGGGAGCGGGAGGAAUCCAGCGAGAACAAAGCAGCUCCUGGAGGAGCCAGCGACCGACUGCUGGAGGAGCCGGCUGGGCUGAAGCCACAGAAGGAGGCACUGGGCCCAAAACAAGGGAAGGAAGUGGCUGCUGAGGACCAGCAGCAGGGAGGGACUGCUGGCCCUGUCCCGAAUGUGGAGAAGGCCCCGGAGGCAGCGGUGCAGCGGGAUGGAAGGCCGCCCUACAAGGAGCUGGAGCCAGGAAAAGCCAAGCUGGAAUCCAAGGCACAGGCGGCCGUGCUGGAUGGUGACACUGCCGAGGCUUCUGACCGGGACAAAUCACAGCUCCAGCUCCCCAGGAAAGCAGAGGAGGCUGGAAAGYCCAUGGAGAAGGAUGCAGAGCCUGGUGAAAAGCAGGAGCUGCCCCUCCCGGAGAGAGCGGAACUGCUGGAGAACCAGAAAACCGAGGAGAAACAGGAGAAGGCAGCGACCAAGCUGGGGGAAGCAGGGCCAGCAAAACUGCUGGACCACAAUGUGCUGCUGCAGGUGAUCAAGGAGCAGCAGGUGCAGCACAAGCAGCUGCUGGAUCAGCAGGCAAAGCUGCUGGCGGUGAUCGAGGAGCAGCACAAGGAGAUCCACCAGCAGCGACAGGAGGAGGGGGCAGAGGAGAAGCCAAAGCCAGCAGAAGCACAGCCGGAGCCUGYGGUGCCCCUGUCCAGGAGCAGGGAGGACGAGAUCCCCAGAGCCAAGGCAGACACGGCUGGGAGGGCACARAGCAAGGAGCAGCCGGAGCAGCACCUGGGCCAGCAGCUCCCUGACUCCACCAAACAGCACCGGGACGUUGUGGGGAAGCUGGARGAGCCUGGGCACAAGCGGGACAUUCCUGUGGCUCCUCCCAAAGAGUGGAAGGUGCCGCUGCAGGAGAAUGACAGAGCUGUUAAGGAUCCUGCGGAGAACCGGGAUCCCCUCCGCGGGGAUGCCCAGCACGUUCCAGCAGGCAGAAACCACCUGGAGAAAAAGCCCUUGGCRGAGGAUUUGGGAGGAGAACGUGAAGCCAAAGCUGGAAGAGAAGUCCACGAGAAGAAGAAUUUCCUGAAAGCCGUGGAAGCAGCUACAGCUCCCAUCCAAAGAGAACAGCCGGGGGCUGCCAAAGUUCAGGGAGCAGGAAAGGGUUUGGAAAGAGACUCAGGAACAGACCUUAAAGCCAAAGCUCUGAGUCAGGUGGAGCCCAAGGACCUGGCAGUGGCGCCGGACUCUUCCAGUAACAGGAAUGUGGCAGUGAGGGAGCAGCACCCGCGGGAGCGGGAGGCGCGGAGAGGGGCGGAGGCCGAGGGAGGGGGCGGGCAGCAGCGGGACCCGCCUGGCCACGGGCACAGGAAGGAGGAGGAUGGCCGGGAAGAGCCGCGGGGCCGGCAGGGCCGCGGGGAUGGGGGUCCCUCCAACGGCGCCGACAGGAAACCCGGCCCUGAGGAUGCUCCAGCACCGAAAUCCGAGAAUGGAGCGGCCGCCCCCGGGGAUCCGCAGCAGCCGGAGCACGACGUGAAACCCAACCGGGACCUGAAGCUGCAGGGGGGCCUGGACCUGCGCCGCAGGAGACGGGACCUGCUGCCUCCCGACCACGAGGAGGAGGAGGAGGAUGGGGAGGAGGAGGAGGUGGCUGCACGGGGGGCCGGGGGCAUCCUGAUCGGCCUGAACCCCCUUCCCGACGUGAAGGUGAACGACCUGCGGAGCGCGCUGGAGACGCGGCUGAGCCAGGUGGCCGAGGGCGCGCAGCACUUGGUGCGCAGCCGCCACAUCCAGCAGGUGGCACAGGACAGGAGCCCGUGACAGCUCCUCAGGGAGGCUGGGGCUCGCCGGUGGGUUUUGGGUCGUUCUCAGGCACGGGGAGGUCUAAACCAGCAGUGCUUUGCUGAACGCAGCGCUCAGAUCCACGGGAUCUCCUUGGAUCCGUGAGCACCAUCCUGGGGGCUUCCCCAGCAGCACCCCCAGCGUGUGCCUGCAAGAGGCCGAGGAGGUGGCGACGCUGGAGGUGACAUUCCUGCUGUCCCCUGCGUUCCAGAGUUGCCAUCCACCUCGGCUCCYUGCCAGGCUGCUCCAAGGACCUUUUCCAGCAUCUCAUUCAUAUCAAAUUGCCUUCUCCAACCAUCYCCCAGCUCCUCACAGAACCGGGAAGGGGCUCCAUUGCCCCAGCUGUGCCGAGGGGACCCGRGAUCCACACCUCGGGAAGGGUUCACAGAGGAGCUGUGAGCUGAGGACCAGCAGAGCCAAUGCUCCAGAGUUGGACUGGGAGCAGAGCCUCGUGUGUUUGGGACACAGUGGUGRUUCAGGAACCUCAUUUAGUAGAAAYGCUGCCUUAACAGGGCACAACUCCUGCUGUUGUGCUGCCUCUCUCCCAGGGAUGGGGUUCCUCAGCCACACUGGAAUCACACAGAKYUC